AUGAGCGGGAGCGGCGCGGCGCCGGGGCCGGGCUCGGGCUCCUCCCCAGCCGCCUGCCGCUUCGCGCACUACUUCGUGCUGUGCGGGAUCGACGCGGACAGCGGGCUGGAGCCCGACGAGCUGGCGGGUGAAAAUUUUGACCAGAGUCCUCUGAGAAGAACAUUUAAAUCCAAAGUUCUGGCCCACUAUCCUCAGAAUAUAGAAUGGAAUCCUUUUGAUCAAGAUGCUGUGAACAUGCUGUGUAUGCCUAAAGGGCUGUCUUUCAGAACACAAACUGACAAUAAAGAUCCUCAGUUCCACUCAUUUAUAAUUACCCGUGAAGAUGGUUCUCGUACCUACGGUUUUGUUCUCACUUUUUAUGAAGAAGUUACAAGCAAGCAAAUCUGCACAGCAAUGCAGACGCUCUACCAGAUGCACAAUGCUGAGCAGUACAGCAGUGUGUAUGCGUCAUCCUCCUGCAGCAUGGACUCGCUGGCAAGUAGUAUUGAUGAGGGAGAUGCAACUUCUCUUUUGAAACUCCAGAGAUACAACUCCUAUGACAUCAGCAGAGACACCCUGUAUGUUUCAAAAAGUAUAUGCUUGAUCACACCGCUGCCUUUCAUGCAGGCCUGCAAGAAAUUCCUCAUCCAGCUUUAUGAGGCAGUCACCUCACAGCAGCCUCCACCCUUGCCGCUUGAGAGCUACAUCCAUAAUAUUCUUUAUGAGGUACCUCUUCCACCUCCAGGAAGAUCACUGAAAUUUUAUGGUGUUUAUGAACCUGUCAUUUGCCAGAGGCCUGGGCCCAGUGAACUCCCUCUCUCGGAUUACCCGCUUCGGGAGGCCUUCGAGCUCCUGGGAUUAGAGAACCUGGUGCAGGUAUUUACCUGUGUUCUUUUAGAGAUGCAGAUACUUCUCUACUCACAAGAUUAUCAACGCCUGAUGACUGUGGCAGAAGGUAUCACCACACUUUUGUUCCCAUUUCAAUGGCAGCAUGUUUAUGUACCCAUCCUCCCUGCUUCUCUGCUACAUUUUCUUGAUGCUCCUGUCCCUUAUCUGAUGGGCCUUCAGUCAAAAGAAGGAACUGACCGUUCUAAACUAGAACUUCCUCAAGAGGCUAAUUUGUGUUUUGUGGACAUUGACAACCAUUUUAUUGAAUUGCCUGAAGAAUUUCCGCAGUUCCCCAAUAAGAUGGAUUUCAUCCAGGAACUCUCUGAAGUACUUCUUCAAUUUGGGAUUCCUCCUGAAGGUAGCAUACACUGCAGCGAAAGUGCCACCAAAUUGAAGAAUCUGGUUCUGAAAGACUUGGUCAAUGACAAAAAGAAUGGCAAUGUUUCCACUAAUAACAUCAGCAUGUAUGAGUUACUUAAGGGAAAUGAAACCAUCGCCCGCCUCCAGGCUCUAGCUAAGAGAACUGGUGUGACUGUGGAAAAAAUGGACCUCUCUGCCACUCUGGAUGAAAAAGAAAAAGAUGUAAAACUUCACUGUGAGGAGGCAGAACUGAGGGACUACAAGCUCAAUGUCCAGCUCCGAGAGGUCUUUGCUAACCGGUUUACGCAGAUGUUUUCAGAUUAUGAAGCUUUUGUGAUUCAGACUGCCCAGGACCUGGAAUCCUGGCUAACCAAUCGGGAACAGAUGCAGAACUUUGACAAAGCUUCCUUUCUGUCUGACCAGCCUGAGCCUUACCUACCAUUUCUUUCACGCUUCAUUGAAACACAGAUGUUUGCCACCUUUAUUGAUAAUAAAAUUAUGUCUCAGUGGGAAGAGAAAGAUCCCUUGCUUCGAGUCUUUGACUCUCGUAUUGAGAAGAUAAGACUGUAUAAUGUAAGGGCGCCCACCAUGCGGACGUCUGUCUAUCAGAAAUGCAGCACUUUAAAAGAAGCAGCCCAAUCGAUUGAGCAGCGACUGAUGAAAAUGGAUCACACGGCAAUCCACCCCCAUCUACUAGAUAUGAAAAUUGGUCAAGGCAAAUAUGAGCGUGGGUUCUUCCCAAAGUUACAGGCCGAUGUCUUGGCAACAGGACCAGCCAAUAACAACCGCUGGAUAAGUCGGGGUGCCACCACACAGCGCAGGAAAGAACGCCUUCGCCAGCAUUCUGAGCACAUUGGAAUAGACAACGACCUGAGAGAGAAAUAUAUGCAAGAAGCACGAAGUUUAGGAAAAAACCUGAGACAACCCAAAUUGUCAGACCUCUCUCCUGCAGUGAUUGCACAGACCAACUGGAAAUUUGUCGAAGGCUUAUUAAAAGAGUGUAGAAUGAAGACAAAGCGCAUGUUAGUGGAGAAGAUGGGACAUGAAGCAGUGGAACUGGGUCAUGGAGAAGCAAACAUAACCGGCUUGGAAGAGAAUACCUUGAUCGCCAGCCUCUGUGACCUACUGGAAAGGCUAUGGAGCCACGGCUUGCAGAUCAAGCAGGGGAAGUCGGCUUUGUGGUCACAUUUAAUUCAGUUUCAGGACAGAGAAGAAAAACAAGAACACCUUGCAGAAUCACCAGUUGCCCUUGGACCAGAAAGAAGAAAAUCUGACUCAGGAGUUAUGUUACCAACACUUAGGGUCUCUCUUAUCCAAGACAUGAGGCAUAUUCAAAACAUGAGUGAGAUCAAGACUGAUGUUGGACGAGCUCGGGCGUGGAUCAGAUUGUCUCUAGAAAAGAAGCUCUUGUCCCAGCAUCUCAAACAGUUGCUCUCUAACCAGCCACUCACCAAGAAGCUUUAUAAGCGGUAUGCUUUUCUACGCUGUGAAGAAGAAAGAGAACAGUUUCUUUACCAUCUCCUUUCCCUCAAUGCUGUGGACUAUUUCUGCUUCACCAGUGUGUUCACCACUAUCAUGAUUCCAUAUAGGUCAGUGAUCAUCCCAAUCAAAAAGUUGAGCAAUGCGAUCAUCACAUCUAACCCUUGGAUUUGUGUGGCAGGAGAGCUGGGAGAUACAGGAGUAAUGCAGAUUCCAAAAAACCUCCUUGAAAUGACUUUUGAGUGUCAGAACUUGGGGAAGCUGACCACUGUGCAGAUUGGUCAUGACAACUCAGGACUGUUAGCCAAAUGGCUAGUGGAUUGUGUCAUGGUCAGAAAUGAAAUCACAGGACAUACCUACAGGUUCCCAUGUGGACGAUGGCUGGGGAAGGGUAUUGAUGAUGGAAGCCUGGAGAGAAUUCUCAUCGGGGAAUUGAUGCCCUCUGCAUCAGAUGAGGACUUGGCAAAGCAGUGUCGGACUCCACCCCAGCAGAAAUCACCCACCUCAGCUAGGAGAUUAAGCAUUACUUCACUGACAGGAAAAACUAGCAAGCCUAACACUGGACAGAUCCAAGAAGGAAUUGGAGAAGCUGUGAACAAUAUUGUGAAACAUUUUCACAAACCUGAGAAAGAGAGAGGAAGCCUCACAGUAUUGCUUUGUGGAGAAAAUGGCCUGGUUGCAGCACUUGAGCAAGUUUUCCACCACGGGUUCAAAUCCGCCCGCAUCUUUCACAAGAAUGUCUUCAUCUGGGACUUUAUAGAGAGAGCUGUUGCUUAUUUUGAAACCACUGACCAGAUUCUAGACAAUGAAGAUGAUGUCCUUCUUCAGAAAUCAUCCUGUAAAACCUUCUGCCACUAUGUGCACGCUAUUAAUACAGCACCCAGGAAUAUUGGAAAGGACGGCAAGUUCCAGAUUUUAGUAUGCCUCGGAACACGGGAUCGCCUGCUCCCACAGUGGAUUCCAUUAUUAGCUGAGUGUCCUGCCAUUACCCGAAUGUAUGAAGAGAGCGCCCUCCUGCGAGACCACAGGACUGUCAACUCCCUCAUCCGCAUUCUGCAGACUAUUCAGGACUUUACCAUCAUCCUAGAAGGAUCCCUUAUCAAAGGAGUGGAUGUGAAUCCAAUUGGCUAGAAAACUCUCAGUCUAGACCCCUUGCUUCUGAACUUUCCCCAUUAAACAAGUCCAUAAGGACCGAUUUGAUUUGGACUUGUCUGAUGCAGUCGUGAGCCACUGCAGGGGGAAGCCUGCCAUAUCCCCCAAUUUGAACAAUCCUUAUGCUACAGAUAAGGCAAAUGCUGUAUUGUAGUUCAUUUGAACCUGGAAUUUAGUAUAAAAUAGAGUAUUUUCAUGUGUUAGAUGUGUGUAAAUAUACUAUCUUUAAGAAAUUAUAUUACUCGAAUAAGAUACUUUUCUUAGAUUGGCUAUUACUGUGACUUAAUAAGUAGUUUAAAAACAUUGGGGGUUGGGGGAGAAGAGUGGUGCUAGUCAGGAAGAAGCCGGGAAACAUGUAAAUAUAGGGCACCCCAGUUGGGCUUUGUUUUCCUCACUGUAUCACAAAGGACCCCCAGAAUGCAUUGUUCUGUUAUAGCCAUUCAUCCUGGUGUCCAGUCCUUUGUAUUGUGAAUGUAAACUGCUUUACUUACUAGAUGACAGAGUCCUCCUUUUUAUCUUUUAAGUUACAAACUGUUUCAUACACUUGAAUUGUGAGUCACUUUUCCAGUCUUUUGGAACAUUUUUUUUUUUUAAGUCAGCACAAGGUGAAUAUGUAAUUCAAAUAGUUUCAAUGCUGGACACCAGUUUGGCUGCUCUGGAAAGAGAACACACAAAACCUGAGAAAUGUGUUAAAUUGUGGGAUUCUAACUUCUCUCUGCUUUGGAAAGAUUAGCCUAGACUAACUUCAUUCUUGACAUUUUUAUUCCUGUUAUUUGAGGUAUUUUGGGAAGAUGUGAAUUUCAAAGUGUUGGCCUCAUAAUCAUAAGAACUGCAAACAAUCCUGAGAUUCUGUGCUUUUAAUUUGACCAGCUAAACUCUGCAGUGGUGCUGUACCUCUUAAAGAUAAACACAAGUCCCAUCUUUGUGGGGUCCCGGUCACCCUUUCCUCCUCUCUCCCCAGGCCCAUCCCCCCUCUCAGGAACUGGAGGAAUGUUUAAGAAGGAAGGCUCUGUGUGGCUUGGAAUGUUUCUGUGAAAGUAUAUGUUGACCAUGAUAAUGCAAAUAACAGGAGGAAAGAAUGGGCUCUUUCUGGGUCUUUCUAGGGGAGCUUCAUGUUUCUUUGUAAGGAGUAGUAAUGUAAAACAACUGGCCCAGAGAAAUUAAAAGCCACUUCAGCACAGACUGGCAAAAUGAAAGCAAAGCAAGAAGCAACAAUUUUGAAACACCAAAAGUUGUGAGUAACUUUCUAGUUUGGUAUUCUUUUUAGGAAAAUGAAAUAAAUGUGGUAUUAGCUAAUAACUUAAGUCUUCAACUUAUAGUAGGCCCUGCAACUCUAAUUAGACAUUUGCACAUUUUAGCAGUGAAAUUGCCUCAGCAGCGCUCCCGGUUUUAUUCCCAGUGUGGCUGAAAAGCAAAGACAUGGCCUCUAGGGAUCCUUGUACAAUCUGAGGGUGCUGGGCCAACAAUUCUGGUGCCCUUAUUUCCUGGAGGAAGAACUAAUGAAACAAGUGCCUCCCUCCUUUUUUCAAAUACUACAUUCAUUCAGGGCAGCCAGGGAACAGCCCCCUUUGAACAUAAUGUGACUUUGUACUAGAGAAGAGAAA
Chrysochloris asiatica (Cape golden mole) is the source of this 5462-nucleotide messenger RNA. It is a transcript of the gene DENND5B, whose product is annotated as DENN/MADD domain containing 5B. The record is from RefSeq and is a predicted model, not a curated record. Gene Ontology annotation, molecular function: small GTPase binding; guanyl-nucleotide exchange factor activity. The coding region runs from base 1 to 3837 and encodes 1278 amino acids. NCBI's taxonomy places the organism in Eukaryota, Metazoa, Chordata, Mammalia, Afrosoricida, Chrysochloridae. The transcript is spliced from 21 exons.